This is a messenger RNA of Periophthalmus magnuspinnatus, 1620 nucleotides long. RefSeq names its product CAP-Gly domain-containing linker protein 1-like. Bases 1 to 1620 code for a protein of 539 amino acids. The record is from RefSeq and is a predicted model, not a curated record. The transcript has 11 exons. NCBI's taxonomy places the organism in Eukaryota, Metazoa, Chordata, Actinopteri, Gobiiformes, Gobiidae.
AUGCGAUCAAUCAUCUGGGUCAACAAGCGCUUCAAAGCUGGACUAUCAUGGCUGGGAAUCUGCAGAAGUAUACCCCCAGGUACCAACAGUUGUUCGAAAGAGCUGGUAGAGAAGGACUUAACUGUGUUUGAGGAGAGGCGUUUGCAGGAUAUCCUACUGUGCAGAGUGCAUGCACCAAGCUACUCCAUAAAGGACAUGGACUUUGUGUCGCAGUGGAAAAUGAGGCUGAAAGAGGUGCUGGAGAAGAGGAAAAUGGACAGUACUUUGGAUAGAUUUUUGGACUUACACCGCAGUGAGCUUUCUGCUGAGUUCAGAGAAAAGGAAAGGUUUGAGACAAAGCUCCAGGAGAUUUGUCAUGGAGAGUCUGUAGACGUCUCUGCACUGGACUCAUUCCUGGACACAGAGCGGCAGCUUCGUACCACUUUGCUUCAGAAAAGGAACAGCCUUCUCAAGGCCGUCACAGAGGAACACAGUGGCUUGCUGAAAGAGCUGAGUCAGCAGGCUGCUCAGGUACAGGCUCUGUUAGAAGACGAGAAGAGUAAAAGGUACACUCUGCAACAUGGGCUUGAGGGAGCACCACUCAAAACAGAGAUGUCUCUCAUAGAAGACCAUCAGAACCUCCUAGUUCAGCUUCACACUGCUCAGAACCAUCUUGAGAUUCUGCACUUAGAGAAAGGGGAGCUGCAAAAGGCCCAGAUCAAAGCAGAGUAUCAAGUUUCUACUCAUAAAGAAGCCACUCAGCUGCUGCAGACAGAGCUGCAAGACACUUGUGCAAAGCUCCAGGAGAGGGAGCGCACCAUUGAAGAGCUCAGCACCCAACUACAACAGGCUGAGAGAAAUUCUGAUGUUGUGGAACUUGCAAAACUUAACAGUAAGAUCACCAAACUGGAAAAUGGAGCUCCAGUCAUCAUCAGAAAGUACAAGCACGAGAUUCAGACGCUGACAUCGCUUUUAGAUGGAAAGGAGACAUCGCUCAGAAAGCUGAAAGAAACCCUCCGAUCGCAGCAGCAGAAAGACGAUUUCUAUCUGGAAGGGGAGGCUCUUCAUGCCCGCCUGGUUCAGCCUAAAGGUGUGGUCCAGACUAGUGUGCUUGUGGAAAAGGGCAAACUUGAGGAGGAAGCAAGACAACGCAAACUGAGAAUCACUGAGCUGGAGAGCCUGGUCACCAGUCUGCAGGCUGAGGUUGGCAAGUGGAAGCACCGUGCCCUCAAGAUGAAGAGUGAGGCUGAGACCAAAUCCAAUAGGGAGCUACAGCCAGGCUUUGAAUGUAGCCCUCCAAAACGACCCCGAUGUGACUCUCCCAGGAAAAAUCUGCGCUCCCCUAGGAAGGCCCUGGAUUCUCCAGCUCUGGCGCUCCUCAACUCUCCUAAAAGCAGGUUCUUUGACGGUGGAAGCAGCUCUGAGUUUCUCGUUAGAAACUGUCCAAAGCAGUUCUUCGAUAACUCUUGCCUUGGGACACCUCCAGAAGUAUUUCAUUCUCCUGAGACUACAGAGGCAGAGCAUGUUGCAGAAAAUGGCGCAGAUGUAAAACAAGAUUGGCUCAAAUGGCCUAUGUCUCCAAAGGAGGAAGAGAUGUGCAAAAAAACAAUAGGACAUUGCUGCUAUUCUAGCAUGAAGUAA